AUUUUGGUAAAAAUGUAAACGGGCCGAUCUUCUAUUUUGACCAAGCGGCGGGUGAACAGUAAAUAGGUCAUUUUUGAAACGGUUAAACACAUUUAAAAGGCAGUAUCAUUACAGGUUCGUGCUAAUUACAGGAAUUUUAAUGAUUUGGCAAACUGUUAAAGGAUUUGUCCUUAUAAACGGGGAGUUUGGUUUGUUUUUCUAAGCGGCGUUUGUCUUGGCCUGAUCGCUAAGCCAGGCUCCUGAACCACAGUCGACUGACUUUGAAGGGAUCGCCGAGGAAGAGGUUACCUGUGUUCUGUGUCUACGGCUCACCCUAGCCUAGGCCUAGGCCUCGGAAGCCGUAACAAAGUGAAAAUAUUCAGUAUCACUUGAUUGCCUAUAUUGACUUGUAUAUGCAAGGAACUACGUUUUCUGAUAAUUUUAUGAUGGAUUUUAAACGACAUUUGUUUGUCACACAGGCAUGAAUGGGGAGAUUCCUUAAUCUUCGCAUUUCCAUCAUCAUCAUCUGCAGAAAUUAAAAAAGUGAAACAGAUUUUACUUUUUAAAAGGCGAUGAUGAAGGGGUUUUUGAAGAGUAAUGAGAGUGUGCUGCCAUUGUCUCCUACAGUGACAGUGAUUGGACGGGAAAAAUGUGACAUUGUUAUUGCUUCAACGGUCAUUGAAGCACAGCAUGCGAUUAUUGAGUACAGUGAGCAAGAGACAUGUUUCGUACUCCAGGAUCUGAACACCGCACAUGGUACUUACGUCAACGAAUGCCGCGUCCAGAAUGCUGCUGUACGUCUGUCCCCGGGUGACAUAAUUCGCUUUGGGUAUUGUGGAACACCAUACCAAUUGGAUGUUGAGAAUGCGCCUCAGGUGUCGUGUCCACCUGUACAACAGCAUGCUGCAUGGAAUUCACAGCUUACAAUGAUAAACCACGAGGUACCAUUAUCAUCGCAGGAGUCUUUACCGCAUCUGAGUUCUUACAGCACUAUUGACUCGAAAGCUGGUUCACAGUCGCAGUUGCCAGUGAUCAGUGCUGCAUAUUCGGUACCAGGUGUUUCGUCUCCCACGUCAUCAGCUUGGCAGUCUACAACGCCGUGGCCACCUACUAGCCAGCCUGUUAAUGUAAACAUGGCUCCAAGACCACCAAAACCGAGGCCAUCAAGUGCGGGCACACGACGUGGUAGUGUCGGAGGAGUCAAUGUUAUUACACAGGCUAGCCCAACUAAUAGUCCCCUGCCCCCGAGGAGAGUGACCAGUGGCUGGGUGAGUUCUGCCGGUGCACGGACCAUCCUCACAUCCCAACAAAAUCUUAGCAGUAGUCCAAACACACGGGCAUCGCCGGUGAACGAAAUGAUGGCCCUACAUGAAAAGGAGCAAAAGAUGUUACGUAUGGGAGAUGAGAUCAACCGUUUAGCAGUGUUUGAAGCCGAGUCCCAGCGCAAGGAUAGUGUUAUUGGAUCGUUACGUGAUGAAGUCAACAGAUUGCAACUACAAUUACAAGAAGCCAGUAGAACUGUAGUACCUGAUAGCAGCUAUGAGCAACAUGUCAAAACUCUAGAGGGCGAUGUUCGUAUGAAAGAGCUUGAAAUCAACGCCCUUAGACUUCAGAUGUCCAAGAUGAGACCGGAAAGUUCUGAUCCAAUGGAGAAUUUUGCAACCCUACGAAGCAUUUUAAACACACGUGAGAAGGAGUUAGUCGUGUUGAAACUUGAAGUAGAAAAGAUGAAGAAAGAUCGUGCAUCGACAGCAACAUUGUUGACAUCCUUAAACCGUGAUGUGAAUAAUAAGGAGACGAUGGUGAACAGGUUAAAGGGAGAGAUAGAGAUUGUAAAAAGGGAGCUAAGAGAGAAAGAUGUCUCAUUAUCUGCAAUGACAGCAAAGUUCUCGAGAGUAAGAGAAACAAAACGACAUGAAGAAGAAAUGGCGGGAAAGAAUAAGGAAAUAAUCACUUUAAAACACCAAACUCAGAUAGAAAAUAGGAACCGAGAAGAACUUGAAAAACAAGAUAAACAACUUAUCUCAAUGAAGAGUAAAUUAAAAGGAUUAGAAAACAAAUUGGAGGAGCAGACGAACAUAAUAGCAAAUAAACAGCAGGAGAUUGAUGAAAUGAAGGCUGACGCAAGUAAAGAAAAACAGGUUCAUGAAAAUCUGAAAUCAGAGGCAAACCAUUCAAAAACUCAAUUUGUAGAAAUGCAGAAAGCCAAGAUAACAGCAAAAGAAAAGGCAGAAGAAGCAGAAAAGAAAUAUGAGCGUCUUCGUUCCCGCAUCCUCCAAACAACGCUGUCUGCUCCGGGUUUUAAGAUGCCAGAUGUUGAUGAAACAAAUGAUGAUAUCCUUGUGGAUACGAUGAAGAAGCUUAUCAACGAUCGAACCGAAGUGAAAAAUAAAAUGAAGGAGAUGAAGGAAUCAGUAAAAAGUCAUGAAAACUACAAGAAAGAAGCUAAAAAUAGCAUCAAGGCUCUUAAACAACAUUUAACCCAAUCAGAGAAACGUUUACAAGAUGGUGGUCGAACUUGCAGUCAUUUACGAGAUGAAGUCAAACUCCUUCAGUCAGUCACGGUCGACGAAUCUCUCCAGGGUGUCAGGGAUACCAUUGCGAUGAUAAUGCAGGAUGAGUUGUCAUGGCAACAAGAGUAUGAAUCUGCUCUUGAGAAAUGUGGAUGGGAUGUAAAAUCAGCUGACCAGAAUAUGAGUAAGUUUAUUUUGGGACUGAAGUCCAAAUGUGAUUCACUACUCAAAGACAAGGAGCUCAUUUCCACAAAACUUAGUACAAUUGAGACGAAGGUUCGAUCGGAAACGCAAACUGAAAUACAGAAGCUGACUACAGAGCACAAACACACUUUAGAUGACACUCUAGAGAAGUUGCGUUUGGAAAACGAAAAGAAGUUGCAAGCAGCUUUAGAAGAAAAUAAACAAAUAGAAGAAAAGAAACAUAAAGAAGUUCAACAAUCGAACCAAUCAAAGAUAAGACAACAAGAGGAAAGCUUGCAGGAACUCAGAAAGACUCUUGUUGAGAAAAGUUCCAAUGAAGAGAGACUUUCACAAGUUGAAAAAGAGCUGAGAAAUGAGAUUAAAAAUUAUAUUGAAAGUGAGGGAAAGUUAAAAGAGGACCUGAUUGCUAAAGAUCAAGCAAUGAAGGGUGAGGCAGCUAAACUGGUGGACCAGAUCACAGAGUUAAAGGAAUCACACACAAAGGAGGCAAAAGCAUUCAAAGAGCAGAUUCAUCAACACUCACUCACAAUUGUCUCACAUGAAGAGAAAGUUACUAAGUUCAGCAAGGAAAUUAAAGACUUGAAGAAUGAACUACAUAGCCAUAAAGAACAAUUGGAAGAAAAGUCUAAACAGGCCAGAGAUGCCGUCGCUAAGCUGAGAGAAAAACAAGCAAAGGAGGCACUUUUAUCUGGAGCUAAGCCAAAGAUUCCACCUAAACCAGUACUCAUCAAUGGAGCAGUGCCCGAUGUAAUGGCCUUGGAACGUCUUGUUAAUGUUCUGAAGAAAGAUAACAUUGAGAUGAAGAAAGAGAUUCAGAAUCGUCAAGACAUAAUCAUUGGUUUGAGGAGAGAUCUUGCUGGGGCAUCUGCCAGAUUGUCUGAUCUGACAGGUGAACUGAGUGAAAAACAGAAACUUGAGAUUGAGAACAGCCGAGUUACGAUACGGCAACAGGAUGCAGAACUCUCAACACAACGACAACAACUUAUGAAGUUGUCAGAACUUGUAGACCAGCAGUCUGCCAAGAUUACCUCAAUGCAACAGGAACUUGACACUCAAAGUGAAGAGCUAUCUGGGCACAAAAGCAAACUGACGAGCUCAGCAGAUGAAGUCCUCCAGUUACGCAAUCAACUUGUAGCUGAACAGGAAAACAAAGCGAAGGCAUUGCAACAGGUUCAGCAAGAGGGUUUGAUCACAAGUGAGUUGUCAUCUGUCGGUGCUCAAUGUCGUGGAGAGAGGCAUGACCAAGUAAUCUCCAGACAACGAGAGGCUCUUGCAGAACUCAGGUCAAGGAUCAAAGGUCUGGAGGUCAACAGGCCACCACAAACAAUUUCUAAUAUUGUUGGCACAGAUUCGCUGAUUGUUGUUCCAACUCAUGACCAGGCCCUCCAACAGGUAAUCCUUCUGAAGAGGGAGCUCGCUGAAUUGAGAGCAAAGCAAGCUCAGGUCUUUGAUACUAAAAACGUUACGGCAGAAUCUAUACUUGAUCGUGAAGUGGCCCGUGUUAGGGGUUCACUAAACACCAUGUCUGGUUCAUCGACAGCAAUUGAGAGAAGCGUCCGGGUUGAGGUUCAACAGGCCAUGGAGCAUAGUGAAAGGACGUAUUUAGACCUUGCACAAUCCUGUGCAUCUGUACUAGGCCUCGGUGAAAUCAGCGGUCAAGAAAGCAUGGCGCAUCUACCACAGGAUGAGCGUGAACGACUUGUAAAAGAUCGAGAACGUGCCAAUGAAAUCAUCGCCAGUAGAAUCAAAGUACUGAACCAACGUCUUGAUAGGAAAGAUGAGAUCCUACGGGAUUAUGAGAAGGAUCUGGAAAGGUUACGAGAAGCAGAGAAAAUUGCCGGAGAAAAAUCCAAUCAAGUAGAAUCCUUAGCUAAUGAUGUUAGAGGUCGCUCAGAAGAGACCCUGUAUUUGCGGGAAACACUGCGAAGAACACGACAUCAGCUUGAUCAAGAGAAGCGUCUCAAUGGAGCAAUCAAAUCCAAAAAGACAUUCCAUCUGGAAAAUGAUGAAAAAUCACCUCAGAUGUGGCCCAAGCAUAAAUGCUUUGAAGAAGUGAAACCAAAGAAAGAAGCCAAAUCCAAAGUUGCCAAGAAUAAACUUAUUCGUAAAAACUAUGAAAUUGAAGCACUAAAAGCUGAGCUAAAUUCACGAGAGGACCAGCUGUGUGAUACGACAACUCGUCUCAUCAACUUAGAAAAUGCAAUUGGUCUUGCAAAUUAGGUGAAAAUUAUCUUCAGCAGUCAACACAAAGGAAGAAGAGCCGAAACAAAAGCUCAAGAGAUAGCGUAGAUUUCUGUUGUAUGAGUUGAGAGAAGCUGUUGAUGGGAAAAGGAUCAGGGGUAAUGUAGAUACAUAGGCGUAGGAGACAAGGGAAGUCCUCAUAAGAAGGAUCAAGUAUUAUAGCACUGAUAGCCUGUCAAUGAUCUGGCAGUACCAAGAAGAUCUAAAGCUGGACAAUAUAUUUUUUGUUUUUAAUAUUUCUUUAUAAAGUUUGUGGAUGGAAGGUGUUCUAUGGGAUAUCUCAUACAUGAUCUCGUACAUGGGUUACUGUACAGAAAGUAAGUGCACUAUUCAGCAUGGUAACAAAUAUGUUACUAAUCUGUGAUGAUUCUUAUUUGAAGACUUUCUUUAAUUCUACUGAUACUGAGGCGUGAAUAAGUAGAUUUGUGAUAAUUGUAGAGAGUGCCCCUUUUAUUUUACUGAUACUAAAAUGUUAAUGAGUAAAUUUCUGAUGAUUGUUAGAGAGUUUGACCCUUUAUUUUACUGAUACAAAAGUGUUAAGGAGUGUUAAGUUAUGAUGACUGUUAGAGUCCGCUUUAAUUUUACUGAUACAAAGGUGUUAAUGAGUAAAUUUGUGAUGAUUGUUAGAGAGUGCGGCCCUUUAAUUUUAAUGAUACUGAUGUGUUAAUUAGUAGAUUUGUGAUGAUUGUUCCAAAAUUACUGUGCAUAUUCAUUCCCUACAGUUAAACUAAUACCAUGUUAUAUUGCAUUUGUGUGUAAGAAUAGCACGUCCUGUGUAGAAUUCAUAUAACAAAAACAAGACAUAUGAUAGUGGCCUGAUAAUAGUUUGAAUGGAUCUUAGAUCAUGGUAAUGUGGUACAGCUUUCAGUGUCUUUUACUAUUGGCCUAUCACGAAUCUUCACUGUGUAUCGAUUUUACUGACCCUUAAUCCGGGCAUAUGCUGUGUUGUCGGCUGACGAAUCCAUUACUGCUCUCUGUAAGCACUUGACGACGCAUUGAUGUCCGCCUAAUAGUCACUGGUGGAUUAAACAUUGUUAUUAAAAACGAUUCGUUGUGCACA
Molecule: messenger RNA, 5997 nt
Organism: Anneissia japonica
Lineage: Eukaryota; Metazoa; Echinodermata; Crinoidea; Comatulida; Comatulidae
Product: forkhead-associated domain-containing protein 1-like
Exons: 28
Coding region: 552-4916 (1454 amino acids)
Molecular function (GO): protein binding
Source: RefSeq, a predicted model, not a curated record